ACCCCAACAUAAGCAAUGGUCGGAAAUGUUGUUGAACUACAUUUCCCACAUACGAUCGACAUUAAAGUGACGGGACCUCUGGGAUAUGACGUUUUUUUUAAACAUUCUACCUAGCGAAACAUGCUGGACCUGGGUUGGGCAAAUAAACCUUUAUGUUUUGUGAAAUAUAAGUUUCUGCGACUUUAGAUGUCGCCAUUCUGAACUUUGAAGGAUCUCGUUCUUCUGUCGUUAAAUUACUUGGUUGUCCGAUUUUUUAUUAUGGGAUUCACGUUUAAGUAGAUGGUGAAUCAGAAGCAUGCUAACUAGCUGAAGCUACCUGGACCUUCUACAAUUUACUUUUAUAAGUUAGUAUCAUGUUGCCUGAAUUAUUGCAAGGCACUGAUGCUGGAGGGUUUCUAAUAAUACAAGAUUCUGCUAGUUAUUCUGGUCGACACCUGCUGAAGAGCUUCAUCAAUGCUGCAUUGAACAGGGAGGAAGCUGUCCAUGUCCUUGGCUUUGAAGUCAGUGAGGAAGAGCUGACAGAUGGACUGAAAGGAUCACCAAUUAAGAGGUUACACUUUCACAAUGCUUAUACAGACCCCCUUGGCUGGGAAGAUCACCCAGCUUUCACAGUUCACCAGUUCUGUUUGGAGGAACUUACACAUCUGAUGAAGCAAACAUCACACCCUAAACCAGCUACCUUAGUGAUCGACUCCCUUUCAUGGAUUUUGAGACACCUCAGACCUCCUGCUGUCUGCAAGACUCUUCAGCAACUUAGAAAAGGGGGAGCUGUGAGAGCUAUAAUCGGCCUGCUCCAUGCAGAUAUGCAUCAGAGGGGGACUGUGGGAAGUCUAUGCCACUUGGCUACUUCGGUCAUCACUGUAGUGCCUGGGAUGAAGGGAGACGAAGCAGUGGCAAAGAUAACAAAGCGCUCAAAAUCGGGGAAAGUUAUGCAAGAUGAGGAGAUUUUCAGCAUCAAAGAGGAUCUUACAGUCAUAGUACAGGGCAAGCCCAGCCAACUUGGACCAAAACAGACUGACCCUGAGGAACAGGAGACGGACCCAACAGCCAACUUGACCUUCAACCUUCGACUAUCUGAUACAGAGCGCAAGGCCAAGGAGAGACUUGCACUUCCCUUUGUCUUCAGCAAAGAGAAGAAAACAGCACUGCUCCACUCAGGCCCAGGUUCAGGACGAAUUCUGUAUGAGCCUGAUGCCAACGAUGACUAUGACCAGGAGGACCCUGAUGAUGAUCUUGAUGUGUAGGGUUAAGACAUAAAACCCACUGAAGGCUCGGAAGAUCCAGGUUUUGUUUCCUCCUUGCCAUUCAAGACACUGAGUCGUUUUCAGUAGUGCAAAUUCAAAGCCAUGCCACCAAUUCAUGGAGCUUUGAAGACAAUAUUUCUGUAAAAAAAUCUGUAUUAUGUUUAUUAAAUGGUUGUAUCCAA
Messenger RNA from Siniperca chuatsi (mandarin fish), 1426 nucleotides. It is a transcript of the gene elp5, whose product is annotated as elongator acetyltransferase complex subunit 5. Bases 354 to 1244 code for a protein of 296 amino acids. Lineage: Eukaryota; Metazoa; Chordata; Actinopteri; Centrarchiformes; Sinipercidae. Gene Ontology annotation, biological process: tRNA wobble uridine modification. Gene Ontology annotation, molecular function: tRNA binding. The transcript is spliced from 8 exons. The record is from RefSeq and is a predicted model, not a curated record. Gene Ontology annotation, cellular component: elongator holoenzyme complex; nucleus; cytosol.